Molecule: messenger RNA, 21617 nt
Organism: Uranotaenia lowii
Lineage: Eukaryota; Metazoa; Arthropoda; Insecta; Diptera; Culicidae
Product: histone-lysine N-methyltransferase 2C-like
Exons: 20
Coding region: 1229-20440 (6403 amino acids)
Biological process (GO): positive regulation of transcription by RNA polymerase II
Cellular component (GO): nucleus; MLL3/4 complex
Molecular function (GO): histone H3K4 methyltransferase activity; histone binding; transcription coactivator activity
Source: RefSeq, a predicted model, not a curated record
UCCAUCAGCCACCAGCAAAAGUGAAACGUCUCGGGUUCCGUAGGCCAAAUCCGUGUUCCCAAAAAGUGGCCCCAAACGGGUACCGAAAUGUAGCUGCCACUAGUGAAAACGGUUCUUCGCGUGACCGGCUCGCGUUUGGUGAUAUUUUGGUGCGGUUUGCGUUCCGAUUUGGCCCCGAAAUCGACCAGUGAAAAAUCGAGAAAAUUUCAGAUCUCAACAAUGGCGGCCGCUGCUGGUAGCGCUUCUUGUUCUUUUUCGGACUGCCGUCGUCGUCGUCGUGGUUGUUGUUGUUGGUUUCGAUCCGAUGAUGGUGCUUGGUGGUGUUACUCGAUGGACAACGAUAAUUACAGUGCUAGUGCCCGGAUUUCACGACAGUGCCCACAGGCGGAACACGAUCCGGUGAUAGUUCUGUUUGCCGGAGGGUCGCUUCCGGUGCAAGAGAAGCUGUGAGCCGAGCAAAGCGAUGAUGGCCAGAUUGUGCUCGAGUGAUUUUUUUUUUACUUUCGAUUGCGUGAGUAGUGUUUACAAAUUAUAGCCAAGAAGAGAGGAAAGUUAUUAUUUUCCCGAUUGCAUUCUUGGUGGGGUGUUUCCGGAAGUGAAUGGAAAGGGACCGAUAAGCUUCCGUGAUAGUGAUAAGAGAGCAAAGUUUGGUAAGAAAUAGUAAAACAAGGAAAAAGUAAAACAAUUUUGUUGUGAAUCCGUACAAAGCUGCUGCUUGUUAAGAUUAUUUUUUGUCACGAAUUGUGCCGAAAGAAGGAUAGCAGAAAAACUGAUUGAACAAACUAAAUCGAAGUAGUAAAAGGAAUUAUGGAUCCGGAACAAAUAAUACUGGACGACGAUUUUGAUGAUGGUUCCACGGAAGGCGCGGAUUAUGAUUUUCUGCAGGAAUCGGAACAUGACGUCCUAUCGGUUAACAAUCCGCUAGAAUUUGAAUCAGAAAGGGUUUCUUCAGUUUCUACAGCCGAUCGCUAAUUCUUCUAAAGCAACCAACCAACAACUUUACCGACAAAAAUUUCUAGAUCUUUAUACACUUAUAGAUCCCAUCACAGGGCCAGUUGACGAUUCAUUGGAGUCUAAAACUGGUUCCGUGACGCAGCGUCCUUCCGGAGGACCACCCACAGUUCGACCGGUAACGAUACGUUUCGGUGUUGGUGGUGGAAAACCGUCUGCUGCCGCCCUUCGUCGAGGGCCAGGUCGUCCGAAAAAGGAUUUCCUACAGCAGGGAAAAAUGUCGUCGGGAUCGAGUGGAACGCCUCCUACCGGUGCUGGGCCCACGCUGAAAUUCAGUGGUGGAGUCCUCACCGGAACUGGUCUCGUUCCAUCGGCGAGUGUCAGCAGUUUGGAACCCAAAAUAAUCAAAAGAUUUAAGAAUACUAAUGUAGUUCGUGGUAGUAUUCCUAAAAGGAAAACGGAUAAUUUAUCCGGAAUAACCAGCUUGGGCAGCAACAGUGAACUGAGCGGUAGUUUGACUUCACUUGUGUUGCCAUCUCCAAGCGAUGAGACACCUGGCAGUUCGGUGGCUUCGACGCCUACGGCCGAAAUGGAAACAGAUCCGGCCCUGCUGAUGCCGGCACCGGAAGAGUUUCCCUACUUCCCGGAAAAGUAUCAGGGUAAAUUUUGCGCUCUUUGCAAUCUGGGCGAACGCAGCCAGCUAGGUCAAGGAGAAAUGCUCAGGAUAGAGAUCAAAGAUGACGCUCAGAAGGCCGUUGCAGCCGCCCUACAAUCUUCGUCCCAGGAUGAGAAAGGUCCCGCGGAUGCGCUCGGAGAUAAAAGUCCUAGAACUGCGGCAGCUGCGGCGGUUGUUGCUCUCGGAAUACCACCCGUUUCUAGCAGCAACAAAAGACAAAAAGGAUUAAACAAAUGCAAAAAUCCAGUCGUUACGGCGGAGUACGUCGAUGAGCUGGAAAAAAUUGGCCAUGCGGAUCCGAUCGAGUUUACCUCGAUAAUCGAUGGAGGAUUUUUCUACAUUCACCGAUCGUGUGCUAUCUGGUCCUUCGGAGUUGGACGAGACACCGUCAGUGGAGUGCUGAGCAAUUUGGAGGUGGUGGUUGCUCAGGCGUUGAGUAAAAAGUGUUACUUCUGUUCCCGUCACGGAGCCAGCUUGUCCUGCAAGAUGUCCUGCCCGAAAUCAUUCCACUUCCCCUGCAUAGCCGCUGCCGGGGGCUUCCAGGUGAUCCAAUCGUACAACUGCUUCUGCAAGGAGCACCUGGGUCAAGUGCCUUUAGUGUGUACGGACGACAUCAACUGUCGGCAGUGCUGUGCCCUCGGGGACGUCGGGAAUCUGACGAUGUGCUCGAUCUGCGGGGAUCACUACCAUGGGACCUGUGUCGGGUUGGCUCAGCUGCCGGGGGUACGUGCCGGAUGGCAGUGCAGUUCCUGUAAAAAGUGUCAGAUAUGUCGUGUGCCUGAUUCGUCCGAAGGUCGUACGGUGGCGUGUGAGCAGUGCGAUAAAAUCUACCACGCCAGCUGCUUGCGGCCGGUGAUGACUUCCAUUCCGAAGUAUGGCUGGAAGUGUCGGUGUUGUAGGGUUUGUUCCGAUUGUGGUUCGAGGACUCCAGGAGCUGGUGCUUCCUCCCGGUGGCAUGCCCACUAUACGGUUUGCGAUUCGUGUUAUCAACAGCGGAACAAGGGAUUUUCUUGUCCCAUUUGUCAUCGAGCUUAUCGGGCUGCUGCCCACAGGGAAAUGGUCAAGUGUAGUGGCUGCAACAAAUUCGUGCAUAGCACAUGUGAUCCGGAUGCAGAUUUAUCGGUGUAUCAUACGAAGAAAGAGAACAAUCCGGACUAUGAGUAUUUAUGCAGCCCCUGUAAAACGGUUAUGCAUAGUGGACGUAUCGCUGCAUUGCGGCGGAAUAGUAGCAUAGAUGACGAUAGUAUGUCUGCAUCGCAGGAAAGUCUUAACGAUGAUGCGAUGGAUGUAGACUUUGAUCCAAGAGACAAGUUCGCUAUAGGAGAUAUUGGUCUGGGGAAAGGUAAGCCUUACGUUGCUAGUAAAAUAGCGAAAAAGCGUCUCGGUCUAUCGAUGGGCGGAAACAGUCGUCCCAAAGGAACUGGCAAAGGAUUUCAGAAGCGUACUAGAUUGGCAGAUUUCACUAGGAAACGAGGGCCAAAGGCUAAGAUGAGGGGAAUAUUUGGUGUGCCUGGACUGGGAUUACAGCGCCCUACUGCUGAUUCGAGUGCCACAAAAUCUACUGAAGAUGAACCGGGAGUUGACAAUCGAUUAGUACUGUGCUCGGCGAAGGAUAAAUUUGUACUCACGCAGGAUAUCUGUGUUAUGUGCGGAGCUAUUGGUACCGAUCAGGAGGGCUGUCUGAUAGCGUGUACCCAGUGUGGUCAAUGUUAUCAUCCCUAUUGUGCAAAUGUCAAAGUAACAAAAGUCAUUCUACAGAAGGGUUGGAGAUGCUUGGAUUGUACUAUUUGUGAGGGCUGCGGUCAAAAGAACGACGAAGGAAGGUUGAUUCUGUGUGACGAUUGUGAUAUUUCAUAUCAUACAUAUUGUAUGGAUCCACCUCUGGAGCAGGUACCUCAAGGAAACUGGAAGUGUAAAUGGUGUGCCAUUUGCUUAAAAUGUGGUACGAAUGAGCCGGGUUACAACUGCAGCUGGUUGAGUAACUACUCGGAAUGUGGCCCGUGCGCAAGUCAAGUGCAUUGUCCCUGUUGUUUCGAGGGCUACUCCGACGGUGAGCUGAUAAUACAAUGUAACCAAUGUGAAAGAUGGCUUCAUUGUGCCUGUGAUCAGAUCAGGAAUGAAAAUGAUGCUGAAAGAUGUGCCGAAGACGGUUACAACUGUGUUCUUUGUCGGCCGUACGAUCAGCUUCCUCCUCAUCUAGUACCGAAGAAAAAACCAGCACCACUUCCAGUAGCCCCGGUACCCAAAGCUGUCUUAAAAUUGGAAGAAAAAAUUGCGCCAUUGGCUUUGGAAGGUAAUCAUUUUUUGGAUGGUGUGUAUUUAAGCGAACAUGGUUUGCAUCAGAUCAAAGCUCUCCAAGCCGAAUUUGGAAGGCGCGGUAAACGCAAGCCAAAACUUCAAAUGCAACCUCCUCCGGUAGAUAAAGAUGAUGGAAUUUUGGCAGCGAUCGAAUCCGUCAUUGCUGGUAGUAGUUUGGAUAAUUCGUUCGACGAUGUCAAACUUGAGCCUCUGGACCCUAGGGAAGAAGCUGAAAUUUACAAAGACGGAAUGGUCUGGAAUGAACCUGUUCCUCCAGAAGGGUUUGCUCUUUGUAGAAACGAGCAAGGAAUCAUCGUACUGAGGAAAAAGCGUCAAAGAAACCUGCAGAAGCUUGGAAUAGGAGGAUUCUUUGUACGAAAUCGUGCUGUUCGAAGUAAAGACGGUAAGGAUGACGAAGAAGGGGGCGAAGGUACUGGUUUAAACGAGGAAGGAGUGCCAGAAGUGAAGCCAAAGAAAAAACCCAUUCGACGAAAGCAGAAGAACAAACUGAUUGAAAUUUACCCAACCAUAUUACAAGACGCAUUUUUUGGGCGACCUUUGUUGAACUGCAACGCCCCUACCAAGUUUGAAACCGUAGAAAGUGACGACGAUGUAAAGAGCGAUGUGUCGGAUGACAAAACAAUCAAACUGAGUGCAGAAGAGCUUAAAUAUAUGCAAGAAAUGAAAAUAAAACAAGAAGAAAAGGUAGUUCAGGAGCAGAAAGCACUACAGCAAACUUUGGAAUCCCAGGCUCAAGUGACAAAAACCGAACAGUCCGGAAGUAUUAUGGACGACGCAACAGGUGCAAUAAAACCCGAGGAGGAUGAUAAUAGUGACACUGACUUAAAGGAUGUGUUGGGGCUGCCUAAUGACCUGAUAGAGGAAGACUUUGUUAAUCGAAUUAUGAACGACGAUCUGGUCGACACCGCAGAUGGAGAACUAGAUGACGGUCUGGGAAAGUCUUCCAAAAACGAGCUGGCCGAUAUUCUUAGUCCCGAUUUCAAUCUAGACAAUUUGGGAAACAUGGACAGUAAGGAAGUGGAGGAAAUCUUCAAGAACGUUAUGACCGACGAAUCACAGGAAUCCCAGGAAUCGAUGUUCGCAAAUUCGAUGACCCCGUAUACUUCAAGUACCUCGACUCCAUCACACAGCAUCGAUGUUUCUAAGAAACCUGUCCAACAGAGAUACGCUAAUCCGGCAACCAUGGGUAUGCAGGCUCUACCACAUCAGAUCCAACAGUCCCCGCAACCUUCUACACCUACCGGACAACCGAUGAUGGUUGAUCCAACGAUGCAACAAAACAUGGGAAUGCAAUCGCCACAAACUCCGAUGAUGAACCCGAUGAGCAUUCCUUCUCCUCACAUUCAACAAUCACCUCAACAUCAAUCGAUGGGACCAAACAUGAUGAUCCAGCAACCAUCGCCUUUGCAACAGCCGGGAACUCCCGGAACUCCGAUACAAUCCAUUCCAACUCCGACAACGCCUCAACCGCACUUAUCGAUUAUGUCUCCUCAGCAUAUGCAACAACAGCAGCAACCCCAGAUGCAACUACAACAACCGAUGCAGCAGAUGAUAAUGAACCCUCAACAGCAACCGCAACAGGGCCAGCAACAGAUUAACCGAGGGUAUUACUCUAACAAUUAUUUCUCUCCAAGGAAUCAGUUCGGAUUAGGUGAUCCGAUGCUUCAACAACAGCCACAACAGCAAAUUAUAACCCAACAAGUGAUCCCUGGAGGACUUCCUCCGCAGCAACAACCUCAAAUGCAGCCCGGUCAGCAAGCUCAGUGGGUACCAUCCCCAGUGAUGGGUCAGUCCAUGCAGCCCAAUGCUGGAAUGCAAAUGGUACAAUCUGUUCCGCAAGGGGGUCCCAUAACUCCUACCGGAUCUACAGUUGGCACAGCUGACAUGGGUGGCAAUUUGGGUGUUGCCGGCGAAGAUAACGCAGCUGGAGGAGCAGGAGCUUCAGCAGCUCAGAAAAUGUCCGAGCGAAUGCGCCUGGAUGAACCCCUCGGUGAACUGGCGACCAUCUCCUCGGUGCUGUACUGUAACACUCAGCAUCCGGAGUUGAAAACCGAAUAUCCCAACUGGCCCGAUCGCUGCAAGCAGAUUUUCAAACGCUGGCGGUUACUUUCAACCGAACAGAAGCAACCCUAUCUGCAGCAGGCCCGGGACAACCGGUCAGCCGUUCGAAUGAAGAAAUCUCAACAGGUACCGCAAAUGUCACCUAAAGACGGCAAUAGUAAUAGUUCAGGUCAAGUGAAUGUUGUCCCAUCACCUUCCUCAUCAUCAUCCGCAUCACAACUAUCAUCUACCGGUGCUGUUUUGGCGUCGCAGGGCGGCCUUGCGGGCACAGAUCCAUCGAUGUUGAUCGGCUCCGGCGGCAGUGUUGGCAUUGAUCCGAUCGCCUCACCGCUGAUGAUGACGAACCAGCCGAAUCAGAUCCAACUCCAGCAGCAACAACAACAGCCGCAACAAGUCCUGAAGGCCCACCAGCAACAGCUUCAUCAACAACAGCAGCUAACCGAGGUGCCAGGAAAUUCUAUGGACGAUGGAACAACCGAUAGUCUAGACGAACUAACCGCAGCAUCUAGUUCUAACGCUAUUAGUACCCUUCUCGAUAGUAACACCUCACCUUCCUCCCCUAACGAUACUAACACCAAUGCAUCCUUAGACUCUGUCAAUGGUGAUGGUAGCAAACUCAGUUCUACUUGCACAACUACCACUAGCAGCACAAGCACACCUGCUGCCACUAUUAAUACAAUAACGCCCAACACGAUGAAUGAUAAUGCAACGUCAAACGUACUGUCUGCUAGUGCCACGGAGGGCCAACCUUCAGGUUCAGUUAGUAACAAAGCUAACCUGAUUGUAGCCGCCAAUAUAGCCAAUACGUUCUUGAACCUUUCCAAUAUGACUCCCUCUAAUAGUGGUGGACAGUGUGAAUCGAGCACCGUAGGUUCAAACCUGCCAACACAACCACAGCCAGAAUUACCGAAUAGUUCUAAUUCAGUCCCUGUGAGUCAACCGGUAGCUACACACGUCAUGAAAACAUUCACUAUUGGUACAAAUAGGGGCAGCAUAUUUGUACCAAAUGUUAUCGCUACCAACAUUGCCCCUCAUUUUACCGUACACCAUCAUCAUCAAUACGGUCUCCGAAACGGCCCAGCACCCAACGUUACCGUCAAUCCGAACGGGAAUUUCAAUACCAACUCUAGUGCUGUUAUACGACCUGGUUUCACACACCUUAGACCUUUCAUACCUCAAAACUCCAAUUUGAAUUUCAAUAUAAUUGGUAAUAACUCGUCCAUUCAGUCGCCAAUUUUGGCGGCCUCUCUGCAGACGAUCAAUAAAAUUGCUGCUCAGCAGCAUACCCAUCCACCCAGGCUUCAACAACAUCAACAACCAGGUAGAACGAAUCUUAACAAGAUCAUCAAUGUUGGUCCCGAUGGCUCCCAGAAAAUUCUACUAACCACUGGGUCAUUGCAUUCGCACGUCAUGUUGCCUGUCGAGCGACAGCAAGCUCAAACCAUGCCAGGAUGCAGCUACGGGUCUCAAAGACCCCAGGGUCCAUCAGCUUCGCGACUCAUAACGCCACAUCUGCAAGCAGCAAACAUGGUCAGCAAUGAUCAACAGAUACGGGUGCUAACUCCGUUGGAAAUAAUGCGCACUCUGCCUUCCCUGGAUACUGCCUCGUACGACGGUUCUUCGCUGAAUGAUUCCAUCGGACACGCACCACCACAUACUCAAACACAAAAUCACACUGCAACCAUGAACACAUCAAACACUAACAACACAACCAGCGUUACUCAUCAUCCGAUCAGCAUCAAAGAUCCGACUACUCCAGUUCGUACCGGCAGUGCUAGUAGUAACGGAAGUCUGAGCGGCCAACCUCUGCUCGCUUCUCCAGUCAGCAGUAACAGCAGUAGCGACGGCAAACGUCACAUCAUUGAUCAUCAUGACCAUCUAUCGGAAAGGGUCACCGGUAGCAGCAAUACAGCGCCUUCAAUGCUUACUAACAAUAAUAAUAAUAAUAACAACAACAAUAGCAACAGCAACAAUCAGAUCAGUAGCAGUGAGUUCGGGUGCGCUCGAAACUCGAUCCCCGCCACUACCAUUGCCAUCUCCGACACCACCUGUUUGCUAGGUGCUAGUACUAGCGCAAGCUCCACCAUUAGUUGUUAUUCUACUACUAGUGCUACCACCACCACUACUACUACUACUAGCGUUAUUACCACUACCACUACUGUUACUACUACUACUGUUGUUACUACUACCACUUCUACUACCGCACCAGAAACGGAUCAGGAUAAAAUCAGUGCCCAGCAGAAGAGCAUGCGCGAAGCUGAACAGGAACGCCAGUGGAAGCAACUGCAGCAGCAGCGCGCCCGAGAACAGCAAACCCAGCAGCAUCUGGUGAUGCAAGAUCAGAGGAUUCAAGAUCCUAACAUGCAACUGCAAGUUACAACAGAUGGUGCAGGGAUGGGACCCAUGGCAUGUCCAUCGCCGAAUUCUAGGGCUCAGUUUGUCUCACCGGUCAACAAAAACCGUAUGGUACCUAUGGGUAAAAAUCCUCCAUCCAGUCCGGUGUCAAACUUCCCUCAUCCCGGUAUGGCCACUGGCCGUCCGAUGCAGGUACAGAUGAUACAACAAAGAUCCCUUCCAGACCCGAAUCGAUCUAAUCAGAAUCCAUUUUCGCCACAAUCGCAGCCCGCUCAAUCGCCUCUUGAGAUGAUGCCCGAAUCUCCGGCUAGUCAGUCGGGAAUGGAUCAGUUUGCUCGGCCACCUUCCGAAGGUUUACCGGAUAGCUAUAUUCAUCAUUCACCCCAGACGCCACGAUCUGUCGGUCACCAGAGCCCCAUCCAGACGCCCAACCGGAGUCCCGCAUAUUCAGGACAACCGAUGGCAUCCCCUGCUGGGGCAAUGCGGAUAAAUCUGGAUACACCGUAUGCCCAAGCACCCGGCACACCCAGGCCUCAGUUUUCGGGAAAUCAGGUCCGACCUCCUACAGUUUAUGCUCGUCCUGGAGAACUUUUUGGAUCUGUACAGACUUCACCGUUUACCUCUCCUCGUUCUGAUGGAUUCAAUCCUCCUGUUCAGGAAGGAAACCGGCAACUACGAGACCUUUUGCAGCGACAGCAACUGCCGGCACCGGGAUCUAGCCCGGUUGGUAUCCAAAAUCAACAAUCCAAUCAGCAAUCUCCUCAACCUAUGCAACCACAGUCACCAUUCAUGGACGACGGCCAAUCAGUGGUUCAGAUGCAAGGAAUUCCUCAACAGCCCCAGCAACAAAAUCAAUUGCCUCAAAUGCAGAUGGGUCCUACCGAUAGUGGAACAUUCCGACAACCACUGCCGCCCAACAUGAUGACAAGACCACGAUUACAAAUCCCUGGUGGCGCCAUUCGAGGUCCCGGUGGACAAAUAAUUUCAGUACCGGGUCCUAACGGCAACCCAGUCAUGGUGAAACAGCAAAUUGUUCGUCCCGGUGGAGUAAACCAGAUGAUGAUAAGUCAACAAAAUCUUCUUCAACAGCAACAACUCAUGCGUCAACGGAUGCCAGUAGGCGUGAUUCGACCUGAUGGAUCCUUCAUAGGGCAAAUGGGAGGACAGAUUUUGCCACCUCAGCAUACCAUUUCCCAACAAAACAUGAUGAACUCUGAAACAGACCAACAGAACAUUGCCUUGAUAGCUCAACGUUUGGCCGGAGAAAGUGAAGCCCACGUGCCUGUUUCUUCGGCUGGACAGCAAAAUGCGGUUGUGGGACAGGAAGGUGUCGCUCAGAACCCUAACGCUCCCUCACAGGGUGGUAGCGAUCCGACAUCGGAGAUUCCCGACAGCAUUUCCGCAGAGUUGGAGAAGCUCGAACAGGAAGAUAAUGCCGGAAUUGGUGAAGUGGAAGGUGUUGGUGAUAUAUUGGGUGGCCUUGGUGACGAUGACGACGAGUUGUUGGAUUCACUGACAGCCGAUAUGGGUGAUGAUUUCAACAUUCUGGAAUACGCCGAUCCGGAACUGGAUACCGACGACGGAGGUGAAAAAAGUAAUAUACUGGAUGGUCUUGAGCUGGAGGAACCAGAAGGCGAUAAGUCGGAUGACAAAGCGAAGUCCGAUAAAACAAGUGGUAAUGAGAAAUCGGACGAGCAGAAAGCUUUACCUUCAAUUGUUCCCAGCCAGGCACAGACCUCCGUUAUUAACACUCAAACGAUGGCAACUCAACAGCAGCAGCAGCAGCAACAACAAUUGCCAGGAAUGGUGAUGCAAGGUCCAAACGUGAUGAUGCAUCAGCAGCAGUUGCAACCAAAUCAACAAAUGCAAGAAAUGCAACAGCAACAACAACUACAAAUGCCACAGCAGCAACAAAUUCUAGGGCAGCAACAACCGGGUCAGUUGCAGCAGAUGAUUGAUGGAUCCCAACUUGUGACCCAGCAGCAGCAACAGCAACCACAACAACAAUUGCAGCAGCAACUUAUCGCAGGUCAAAUGAAAACUAUCCGACAGAAUAUACUGACCCCGGCUCAUCUACAGCAAAUUCAGCAACAAAUGCAGCAACAGGUACAGCAAGCGGCAGCCAUGGGAAAACCGAUGGCAGUUGGAACCCAGCUGCUGUCGAAGGAAGGAGCUGUCGGGGUGGUCACUGCUAACAAUACAGUCUCUGUUAGCGUUAGAACUAGUUUGUUGAACCAACAAAGGAUGCAGCAGUUGAAGUUGGGUCAUCCAGGUGGAAUGAUUCAACAGCAGAACAUUAUCGGAGGGCAGCAACAGGGUCGCAUUGUACAACAGAUUCAAGGCAACCGAAUCGUCCAAACGGUUAACAAUCCAAAUCAGCCUGUACAGCAACAGCUUGGCCCUGGACAAUCGGUUCUUCACCAACAACUACAACAACAACCGACCCAAGCGGGUGCAGUGGCAGGACAGGUUCCUGGACAACCACCGCCACCACCCUACCCGGAACCCCCGCCUCCUUAUCCAGGUAGUCAACAGGGAGUUCUACAGAACCCGAACGUUGUGAAUCAGCAUUACCAAAUAAACUCCCCACCAUCACUGCCGCCGCCACCAACACCGCAACCACUUCCCUCUCUCCCCCAACUGGGGUAUUCCACUCAAUAUGGACAUCAUUCCGGGACCAUAUUUCAUCAGCAUCAUGCUCGAGAGUUCGCAUCUUCGGCCGAGAACUUUCCAACACCCAAUGAUGGUGGCUCAACCAGACGGUCAUUGCUUCUGAAGGAGCAAAGAUUGCUGCUAGAGGACUUACUGGAGCAGGAAAAACGUGAACAGGCGGCUGGACAGCUAGGGGAUGUCCCCGCUGGAACACCAGGAUUAUCUGGUUCCAACACCAAUCUUCAACAGCAACAGGGUGGUGGGAUGAUGUGUGAACAGGACUUUGAGAAUUUGCUAAACAACCAACAACAACAGCAGCAGGGAAUCCGGGUCGUUCAGCAAAACAUUGUACCGGGUCAAAUGCCACCACAAAUGCAAAUUCAACAACAACAGCAACAGCUUCUACCACCUCAGCGACAGCAGCAACAACCUGGACAAAUGCAAUCACCAGUUGGUGGACAAUACAUCCUGCAGCAACAGCCUGUCAAUCAACAAUGGCGACCGCAGGCUCCAAUUCCUCCUGGUGGAGCAGUUGCGAAUCUGUUAAACCCAUUGCACAAAGCUGCCGGCGUUCCCAGUCCUAGUACGAGUUCGGCGACAGUAACUGCUCAAACAGUGGAAUCAACUCACAAACCGAUUCCACUGUUUCAAGGCAGUUUGCAGCCCGCUCCUCCAGUGCCUCCGGAAAACAUUACCAAUGAUCAGGAGAGACAAACUCAAAUCAAUUACGAAAAUUGGAUGAAUCAACAAAACAUAACACUGACAAAUCAACUGAAGCAUUACGAAACUGAAAUAGGCAAACUUCGGAAGGUAAAAAAGCAACUGAAUACUAAACAACGACAGUUGAAGAAAAAUGGCGGGGAACUUACCGAGCCAGAUAUGAAAGAACUAACACAGGUCAUUUCGGAUCACGCUAUAAUUCAACGGCAUUUAGAUAAUGCCCGAAAACAGCAGCGACAACAUACGGUUCUCAUACAGGAGUACAAAACAAAACAACAAGCAAAACUGCAAACUAAUGCAGCAGCACUUCCUGGCAGCUCCCCUGCACAAAUUGCCCCUCCAUCACCAUUGAUGUCCCCAUCCCCAAGUUCUCAGCCUAACAUGAUUCAUCAGCCACCGGCACAAUCACCACUGAACAAUGUCAUUAUGCAGCCUAGCCAAAGUCCGCUGCACUCCCCUGGACCUUUAAUGUCACAAAGUCCGGGUCCAUCGAGUGUAAACUCUAUCAUGCAGAGUCCAGGACAUCAUACUAAUUCGAACAGUGCGAUGUCCCCUUUCAACACGAUGCAACAGUCACCAAGAAUCGGUACCCCACAUUCGCAAGUGGCAGACGAAAAUCCGUUCAGCCCAGGACCAUCGCCUUCACCUUCGAUUCCCGGAAGACUAACGUCUCCUGCUCCGCGCAUGACGUCACCUCAACAUCGCGUAUCAGGUCAGCCACCAAUGCCACCCGGCAGAAUGGUCACCAGUCCUGGUGGGCAAUACGUUCAGCAAAAUAUCAUAGUACAAAACCAAAUGAUGGGACAGCAGCAGACACGCUUCGUCAGACCUCAAAUCAUUUCAAAUGAUCCCAACAUUCGAAUGCGUGUUGCAAAUUCCAUUCAACAACAGCAGCAACAGCAAAUGAUGCAACAAAAUGCCAACAUUCGUCAAAUGCAGCCAGGCUACACCUCACCUCUCGGAAGUCCUCAACCUAAUAUGUCGCCGGGAACGCCACAGCAACAACAGCAACAGCAGCAACAAAACAUGCAAAUGAUGCAGCAGCAACGGGUUCAGCAAAUGCAACAACAGAGACAACAGAUUCUGAUGCAACAGCAACAGCAACAGCAAAUGAAUCAAAUGCAACAACAGCAAAUAAUGCAGCAGCAACAACAACAAAUGAAUCCACAGCAACAACAACAAAUGAAUUCCCAACAACUACAACAAAUGCAACAAUCAAUGCAGCAACAGCAACAGCAACAACUAUCGCAGAUGCAAGCUCAACAACAACAGCAUCAACAACAGCAUCAACAACAGCAUCAGCAGCAGCAACAGCAACAACACAUACAGCAUCAGCUAAAUCAGAUGCAACAACAAAAUCAGCAACAAAUGAACUACGCUAAACAAAGCCCUGUCCAUCAGCAACCUCCGUCACCUCUUCUUAAUCAAGUUGGGGGACCGACAACUCCCACUUCCUCUUCUAUGCCUCCCAGUCCGAUGUUAUACUACCAACAACAGCAACAACAGCCGCAGCAACAGAUAAUACAAAGACCUCCGAGCACCGGUGGAACAGCACAGCAGCAAUUUCUACAACAGCAGCAAAGUCCAGUAAUGGAAGGUAACGUUCCAAAUGCCGGAAGUAGUGGGAGUGGUGGUGGCGGUGGCCUCAACAAUCCGUCCAAUCCAAUUCCUUUCCCUCCGGGAUUCGAUGUGUACCGGUCUAUAAAGCUAGGUCUACGCGGUGGUGCCCCAAUGUGGAAUAAUUCACGCGGUGGCAAAGUACCCAACCCGGCGGCAAUAGCCCAUAUGCAACAACAGCAAAAGCAAGCAGCUGCUGCCGCAAUGGCAAACAAAGCAACCGUGAACAAUUCCGGACAAAUAACUACAACAAUGCUAUCGGGUAGCAGCGGCUCACAGCAGCCGAUUAUUCGUAAUCGAAUUAUUGUACAGAAGGCCACAGGUAUGCCGGAUGUAUUGAUUGAAGGUGGAUUCGAGGAAGAUGGUGAAAAACGAUUAGUUGGAACCGAGAUUUCUCUGAAUUCCAUUGCACGGACAGCUACGGAAGGGGACGAUAUGAUGGAAAGUUAUAGCCAUUCCGGAUUUGAGAUGGGAGCUACUGCUCUGGGUAACCAAAUUGUUAGUGGUGAAUACAAUCUGUUCACGGGUGAUGUUGUUGAUAGCGUCGGCAAGGAAGCUGAAAAAAGUACCAUCAAAACGAUUAUACGCAAAGAAGGCGAACAUUCUACAAUAAUUGGGAAUGAAAACAUAAAGUUGGUUCAAAAUAAUGAAAGGAACAUUGCAACUACCGAAGAUUUCGAAGCGAUGAUCGAUAGUAGACCUAAAGAUUUCGACGGGAAACCGGAUGAAGAAUUAAAAGAAACGGAUGAAGCUGGCAAAAGUGGCAUGAAGACACCAACCAAAGAUUCAACGGUUAUGCCUGCAGGUUUACAGCAAAGUCCCAAACCGAUUACUUACCCGGGGAGAAUUGCAAUACAGCAAACAUUGUUACAGAAUCGACCUCCAAUUGUCACAACUGUUUCAGCGGCUCAUAAAAAGCUGGUUAAAGAUGCUACUGAAACUACUGCCAAGUUAUCAAUAGGGAAUACUACUAUAUCCGUUCCAAUACUGAAAAGCUUUCCCUUGAAUGCAACUCCACCUAAAACGCCGACUGAAGGUCCCCCGAACCCGCAGAAAUCCAAUAUGCCACCCCAAACUAAAAAAAUCAUCAAUACAAACGCGAUAUCUCUGGCAAAUAUUUCAAAAAGUACUUCCGGAGGGACGGUGAUAACCAUGGCUGGACAAAAAAUCAACACCACAAGCAUUGUUACCUUGUCAUCACUCAAUCUAACCCAAUCGCCAACGUUCAUUACGAAAACGAUAACCAAGGCAGGGCCAAAUGCGCAUCACGGUACUCAGCCACAUAAUUCCGGUCAUCUACCACAGCAGUUGAAAAUUCAACAAAUUUCUCAAGCACCAUCCCAGCAGCAAGCUCCCAAUCAAAUGGAGAGUAUGACAAUGAAACCUAAGCCAAAGGCUCCUUCACCGGGUCUCGGUUAUGCAAAGUUAUCGUCUCUCACGGUCACCCAGGAUACUUCAUUACCGACGAAAAUUUUCGAAGACGAUUCUAUCUCACCGGAUAGCUCUAUCGGCCAAGAAGAUACCGAACAGCUAAGUGCCGUAGAGUCCACCUUAGACGAUACAACACGGGCUGACCCCUCUGGUGCGAACGAAAACGAGAAUCUCGGAAUUGUGGUAGCCCACGAAAGUUCUAACGACUCUCAUUCGGGAGAACUUAAAAAACAAGGAGUUAUCCCGGUUCACGUGAUUUCUAAAUCGAGAGAAAAUUCCAAAAGUCCAAUUCUUGGACCUGCCGGACAAAGGAUAUCUGCAAUGCCUCAACUCUCACCGCUCUCUCAGCCAAACGAACUUACCAUGAACGCUAUGAACGUGUCCCAGCAGGUUCGUUCUAUUAUGUCGUCGAUCAAUGCCAGUACUGCCUCAUCUGUCAGUCAAAUGAAAGCUGAAGGAAGUGGAACUGUCAUAACAACGACUCCAGCUAGCGCCUCUGGUACUAUUUCCACAAUCACUUUUGAUACGGUUAUUCCGAAAGGAGACAACAUGAGCAAACCGGAAACAAUAGCCAGCAUUCUCAAAACCGUUUCGGGCAAAACGAUUCUUCCCGCAGCGGCCGUAGCUAAUGCUUCUAAUGCGAACAAGUCAGAACAAUCAAGUAGCUCAAUGACCACUACCAUCUCUUCAAUGCCUGGAACAAAACUGUUGAAUCAACAGCUUCAAAUUGGUCGAAUAUCACCUGCUGUUUCUUCCGGAGGCAACAAUAUUCUGGUAGUAAAACAAGUUAGAGCACCAUUACAGAAACAAAUCAGUCAAACUCAAGCGCAAAAACAACUGGUAGUUCUGGCUCAACAACAGCAACAAAUAAGAAUGCAACAGCAGCAGCAACAACAUCAGCAGCAGCAACAGCAGCAGCAACAACAACAACAACUACUACAACAACAGCAGCAACAACAAUUUCAAAUGCAUCAACAACAACAACAGCAGCAUCAACAACAACAACAGCAGCAGCAUCAACAACAGCAACAACAUUCAACUGGUAGUGUAAUCAUUCAGGGACAAACUCGUAUCCAACCCGCCGAUGUUUCAAAAAGUACAGUUGACAGUAGCAGUACAAGUAGCAUUGCGAGUAUUUUGAGCAGUACACUGCAGCAACCUCAAACGAGAAUCAUAAACUAUGGGGAAAUUCCUGGCCAGUCGACCAGCUUGGUUGUGACUACACGACCAGGAGUUAUUUCCACGGCUAGUAUGCAAUCCGUUAGCUCGGCACCUACAUCCGUUACACCCUCGACAAGCAUUCUUAGCGCAACGUUGUCGCAACCUUUGAAAACAAAUACACCGACCAUUACAACGCUAUUACAACAUCAACUGCAGGGAGCCUCAUUUCGUCGAUCAAAAUCAACGGACGAAGUUCCAAUAGGUAUGUCACGCGAUGCUUCCGGUCAACCAAUUAGCAAACGAUUAAGUUUGGAGGCUUCCAACAUGGUGAAAAGUGAACCAGUUGAUAAUACCGAUGAAAAUAACGUUUCAUCAACUUCGUCCGUUAGUUCUACUACCGGUCAGGGAAGUGGUUGCAAAUUUUCUGUAAUGUCUACACCGUCUAAUGCUAAACCCGAAUCGGAUAGCCAGAACGUACUUCUGAAACAAUUAUUACAAAAUACUGGUUCGAGUUCUACGCCUUCGCCAACUCCUCCACCGAUUCCCAGACCGGUUCCUAGCUUGAUCACAAAUCAACGUGCACCGAGUUUAGGGGUUGUAAGUUCUCUAGAAGCACAGUUGGCACGGCCAGUCAUACCACCUUCUGCAAAUCCACAGGCCAUCCAGAUCAUCAGCACACAAUCUGUAACGGUACCAACGUCCAGUGUGAUGGUCACUUCCGAACCUCCAAAAAUGACCGCUACCAAGAUUGUUUCGCGGGAGACAUCGUUUGUUUCGAAACCAACAUCCGUAUCGAUAUCCGCUAGCCACCCAACACCAAACCUCGUAGCUAAUAUGCUAGCCGCUAGCAUGAAAAAAGAAGAAAUGAUGCAAGCUGCUGCGGCAUCGGCUGCAGCCGCAGCCUCCACUGCUAGUCAACCUAUCACCAUCCAGAGCAUGGUUAAAACCGAAUCCGGACAAAUGACAGUAACACAAAUUACUCAACCGGCUCCAACCCAACCAAUCCAAGUGGCACCAGUACAAACGCCUCCAGUGCAAUCCGAAUCAGCGAACAUGGUAACGGUCGUAAAGCGGGAGCCAACUCCCGUACACAUGCAAGGACCGGUGUUCAAACUUCCGGAACAUUCCCCACAACCGUCUCCGCAAAUGCCGAAAACCAGCACUCCAGUCGAUAUCAAAAAGGAAAAUCUAGAUGAACAAUCCUCUGGACCUUCGCCUAUGCUAGUUUCACCUGCACAAACGCCUGUUCCGACAGAACCUAUUAAGCAAGAACCUAAUCUUCUUAAAGAAGAACCUAUCGGUGGGAAUGAAACAGCAACGUUGCCCCCGGAUCCGGCUACAAUGGCCAAGACGGCUGCUGAAAUUGCGCAUGAGCUGAAGAAGAAAAAACGCCGUGAGUACCAAAAAAACCGCCGACAGCAGCAGAUUCUCUCCAACAAGGAACAGCAGCAUCAGGCCAAGAAGAAACCACGAAAGUCUGCGAAACUCGAGGAAGAUUACGAUACCUACAUCGAUAACUUAAUGCUUCAAUUGCGGCAACUUCCGCCUAUGCAGAUCCUGGAACCGAUGUUACCGAGAAACUACGGCGUUUGUCAGCUAUUCGGAACCGGCGACCUUAGCAAAUUUACCACUACAGCUGAUUACACUAUUGCACGGGGAGAUUUGAGCGGCGCUUACGGCAACGCACAAAUACCAAAUGUAGCCGAUUUCUAUAACACGAAACCUUUUGGAAUCAAAGAACCUCCUCCGGAACCUGUGCCAGUGUCCACGCAGCGCGAAUUCUACGAUCAAGAGUUCCCACCGAUCAAAUUCGAAACAGAAGAGCGCAUUCGGUACGAGUUUUCGAAAGAUCGCGAUUUGGAUUCGCCCGAUACUAUCAUAAGUACCUCCAGUCCGGAGUGUGUCCGAUGGGAAUCGCCGAUACACUUCCCCGGCCUUCGGGUCAUCAAAGAGGAGAGUUCCGAGGACGAACAGAUGAUGGUAUACAAAAGAAUGUCCCCGGUGGUUCCGAUUGUUGCUCCAGUACCGAUUCGGUUGAAAAAAGGCAUCACAUUAUCGACAGAUCGAAGUCUUGCUCUGGUUGAUAACAACAAAGAAAAUGAAGGCAUUUGUUCGGAACUGUUGGGUGUUAAAUCACGAUUUGGACCUCCAACUCCGCUUAAAGACUCUAGUAAUGUUACGGUUACGCUUACCUUGACUUCUUCGGCUGCUGAAGACAUCAUCGGAGUGUUACGCGAUUUGGCUAACAUCCUAGAGAUUCCACCACCAAUGACGUAUCAGAUAGUGGAACGAACAACUACCCCAACUAGUCAGAAAUUAGGAUUGUACAGGACCAAGGGACGCGAUGGCAAGGAAGGUGCUCCGAUUGACAUCCAAACCAUACUGAAUGGAGCAGCUAAAUUUUGUCGUCACUGCGAUGUUGUUAUUCUGAAUACACUCAUUACAGCCAAACCAUCGGAAUUCCCACUGUUGAGUAAUGAAAUUGAGCAGGAGCUUGAGUCGGAAGAGCUCUACUUUUGUAGCAAGGUUUGCUACCGGCAGUUCCAAUGGCGUCCAACCAACAUCUUGGAGGACAAGCUAUUAGGUGGGGAUUCUAAAACGAGGGACACUUUGCUGUCCAAGUAUGACUUCGAUUUGGAGGACAGUCUAAGUGGAAGCAACACGGAUAUCGUGAAACAGGAGUUGAACGACGAUGCCGACGUUAGCAUGACAAGCAUACGGUCUUCUGACAGUCGUGAGUCGAAUUCAAAUGAUCGGAAGAAAAAAAUGGACGAACCAGAGAAGGAAACUGGCCCACCUAACAAACAGCUGAAGGGUUUGAAAUACAAGGUAUUUGGACCGAAUUGCUUCGCUAGUAGUCGGUUCAAAAAGCCCACUGAAAAAGAAAUUACGGAAACGUUAUUCCGCAUGAACAUCACCGUAACACCAACACCAAAGAUGCCCGAUGAUUCUCGAAGAUGUAUCUUCUGCCAUACGAUCGGUGACGGAGUAGCAGAUGGUCCGUCCCGACUGUUGAACUAUGAUGUCGACAAAUGGGUGCACCUUAAUUGUGCUCUCUGGUCUGAUGGAGUCUAUGAAACCGUAAAUGGAGCUCUGAUGAAUCUGGAAAACGUGCUACAGUCCAGUCUCAGCUCCGUCUGUACAUUCUGUAACAACAUGGGAGCAACUGUAAAGUGUUUCAAGACCCGAUGCGCCAACGUUUAUCACUUGAGUUGCGCUAUGAAGGACAACUGCGUGUUCUACAAGAACAAAAGCACUAUGUGUCAAUCGCAUGCGUCAAAAACGGAGAAGGAUUCCGAACUGACUACCCUAAGCGUUCAACGGAGAGUGUACGUGGAUCGCGACGAAAGCCGCCAAGUCGCCUCCGUGAUGCACCAUUCCGAAUCUAGCAAUUUGCUGCGAGUAGGCAGUUUGAUCUUCCUUAGCGUUGGACAACUGUUGCCGCAUCAGCUUCAAAGCUUCCACACUCCGAACUACAUCUACCCUAUCGGAUACAAAAUAAUGCGCUUCUAUUGGUCCAUGCGAAGGCCAAAUAAACGGUGUCGUUACGUGUGUUCGAUAGCUGACGUUGGUGGUCGGCCGGAGUUCCGAGUACUGAUCCAAGAACCAGGUGAAGAGGACGUGGAAUUACGCGAUAGCUCACCGAAAAGCGUAUGGCAACGAAUUCUCGACCCGAUGGUAAACUUGCGCCGGGAAAAUAAAAUCGUGCAGCUGUUCCCGAAAUACAUUACCGGAGAGGACCUCUUUGGUUUGACUGAGCCUGCUGUAGUUCGCAUCCUUGAAAGUCUACCGGGGAUUGAAACGCUAACGGAUUAUAGGUUCAAAUAUGGUCGCAACCCUCUUUUGGAACUACCUUUGGCAAUCAAUCCAUCAGGAGCAGCGCGAACUGAGCCAAAACUGAAGCAAUCGUUAGUGUGGAAAAAACCACACACCCAGAGAACGGGUUCGGUGAGCCAGAGACCAACGUUUGUCCCCACCAGUUCACCAGCAGGGGAAGUUGCGUGUCCGUAUAGCAAACAAUUCGUUCACUCGAAGAGUUCGCAGUAUAAGAAAAUGAAACUGGAAUGGCGGAACAACGUAUUCUUGGCACGAUCGAAAAUUCAGGGUCUUGGUUUGUACGCUGCACGGGAUCUCGAGAAGCACACGAUGGUGAUAGAAUAUAUCGGAGAGGUCAUCAGGACCGAGGUUUCGGAACUGAGGGAAAAACAGUACGAAGCAAGGAAUCGUGGCAUCUACAUGUUCAGGCUCGACGAGGAACGGGUUGUGGACGCUACACUAUCCGGUGGCUUGGCACGAUACAUCAAUCACUCGUGCAAUCCGAACUGUGUCACGGAAACGGUUGAAGUAGAGCGGGAUCUACGAAUCAUAAUCUUCGCCAAACGACGCAUCAACCGAGGAGAGGAGUUAUCGUACGAUUACAAGUUCGAUAUUGAGGACGAUGCGCACAAGAUAUCGUGCAUGUGCGGCGCUCCAAAUUGUAAAAAGUGGAUGAACUAAUCUAAUGUGGACAGAGACCAAUGUGGGCGAAAUGUAAUUGUAUUAUUUGUUAUAUUUUAAAUCAUGCUGUAUAUUUAACAGGAACAUCAUUCGAUUAUGUAACAGAUUUAUUUAGUUGUAAAGUGUUAAAAAUUAUUUUCUAGAUUUAUUAGGGUUAGAAGAAUACUGUUCAAAGUCAGUUUUUCAACGGUAAGAAAAUAUUAUGACAGGCAUAAAAGUAUAUUGCAAACAUAGAAAAGCGAACUAGUCUUAAGUUGAAAGUCGGUAGAAAGCAGGACAUAAUCGUGUGUAUAUGAGAAUUAGGCAGAAAAGCUGUUUUAUGAGCUUAAGUAAGUAGAUAUUAUUUGUAGUAGAACAUAGGUUAACAUAUUAUGUUCAGUUUUGUUCAUUCUCCUUGUACUGUAGAAGAGACUGCAUUAGUAGAAUAUUUAGGAUCUUAUCUUGCCAGGAACACGCUUUAGCUUCAAGCACUAAAACAGAAAUAAAAACAUGUCAGUAGCGGUCCGGCAAAAGAAUAAAAUCAUCAAGAACCCAUCCAAAUGCUUAAUUCGAAGGAUUGGAUUUCAAAAAUCAAUCAUGUUUUACUAGAGCAAAUGCUUCACGAAAAGAGGCACCAAACGGAUAGAAUAUUUCGAAUCCAUUAAAUGAUGAGUCAACGUAAUAAUAUCGUGUACGCGAAGAGAACCAACAACGGAUCAAAUCUGGUUUAUCGAGGUUACAUCAACACAUAGAGAAUGCUAUUUUAAUUGCAUACUUAGUAGGUAUAUAUUAGAUACAUACACAGAUACACACAAGUACUUGAAACAAUAAGCAAAACACAGUAAAACGGGACAUUAAUUCACGUGAAAUUACGGAUGCGAAUAUAUCUAUAUAUUUUCGGAAAAUACUUUGCAAUAUAUAUAUUUUGUAUACAUACUACAAUUCUGGAACAUAGAUGAUUAUUGACGGUUCGCCAGGAGGCGGAAUCUCGAUCUACGAGAGGUGUUACAUGUUAAGAUGUAAUAACUAUUGAUUGUUAUCUUGAAGGGAAGUAUAAAGUAGGGAACCGUGCGUGGGGUUGGAGAAUCUGACCUAUUUUAGUAGAUAUGCAAAAAUAAAUCACUGCUAGUAGGAUUCUAGAAUACCUGUAAAAUAUAUGCUUAGGGGCAAAUAUAGAAUACAAGAAUAAUAAAUAAAA